UAUUUUUAACAAUACCUAUGAUUCGAUAUUUUAAUAUAAAAACAUUAUUUAUUUAAUCAGGAAAUUAUAGUCUUUUAAGUCGUCCAUUCAUCACUACAACACGCACAUUUUGUUAUAGAACAACACGAACCGGUCGAAAAAUUCUAGUAUAUUUUACUUUAUUUCUCACCACUUGUCUAACACGAAUGAAUGGAUUAAAUUUUAAAAUGUUCCAAACUAAGGUUUAUGUAUAUCUUACAAAUAUUACGGACAACCGCCAUUUUUUAAAAUACGCCGUAACUUGAUUUCCUUCUUAUCGUCUUAUCGUUUCUGGGAUUUUUUAAUAUUUACAUCUUUUGAGUGAAUUUAAGCAUAGCAAUCUUGAAAAUUAUAACCACGAACUAUAAAGUAAGAACUUCAUAUUUUGUUAAUUUUCGUUCUUAAAUUAUAUGCCGCCAAAUAAAUACAUAAUAACAAAAAUAAAAUAUGUAUGUAUAUAUAAUGUAUGUUCCGUUUAUAGUUUAAACACUUAUAUCUACUUUUUCAGCAGGGCAUUUUCUACAAAAUAUUUAAAUUACACAAAGACAUCAGAGUUUUUUUUUUAAUCAAUAGUGUAGCCAAAGGGGGUUUUAAGGUUCAGAUCCCUCAACCGUAAUUUUUUCUCAAAAUUAAAUUAAAUGAUCUUAAAUACCUAUUACAUUUGAAAUUAUAAAAGUUGCUAGUUAAAAAACAUGUCUUUACUUUAAAUUCCUAACAUUUUUUUGUAGCUAUAACAUUGGGUGAAAUAAAUAUUUUUCGUUGUUAUCUUUAUCAGUGAUUCGUUUCUACUGCAAUAAAAUUAACAUUUUAAAUAAACUUUUAUGUUAACAAAUCGAAUUCUCUUUCAUCAGACGAAUUGAGUUUACAAAAUAAUUUGAUAUUUAUGUAAGCAAUCGUCAAUUAUUACUCUGCGACUAUUUAAACGUAAAUAUCCUUAUGUUAUUUUCCUACAGACUGGUGAAUUUAACUGGAGUACACAGAUGCGUGAACUAAUUCAUGUUCGUUCUUUCUGGACCAUAUACCUAUACAGCUAGCCGUAGGUAUACUCAGCUCUUAGAUAGAUGGCGUAAAAAUAAUCAGUUACUGCGUCUUAAAUACUGCAAUUCUGACCAUACUCACCUCUAUGGCAGUCCUAUAUUUUACUAAUCUCUUAAUUGGUAUCAGAAUAUUCGAAGGACUGUUCGAAGUUAGUGUAAUGAUACGCGUUCUUUAUACUUUAUUUUUAAUAUAUAUAUAGUUUGCACCACUUAGGGAUUCGUCUUCCCCAGUAUUCACGUUGUGUAGCUCCACUUGAUAAAUACACUCAUUCGGGGUCAAUAACUUUUUCUAGAAGUUUUAUGGAUGUGGUGAAUUGAUAUAUAAUAUGUGAAUGGUUGGUAAACGACUACGGUUGGCCUUAUGCAUUUUAUGUACUAGUUAAAAGGUCCCAACACAAUGAUUCGUGUGAAUAAUUAAUCUUUUUUCUUAACGCUUAGGUAUCAUGGGUAUAAUAUGGUCCAUAGUUUGGUUGGUGCUUGUUGCCGAAUCUCCAAUAGAUGACAGAUACUAUAGAGGAAUUGAACUACAUUAUCAACUCAAUCAGUUAGUUUGAUUUAGAAAGUAAAUGUAUUGUUGUCAAACGCAACUUUGAUAAUUUUCUCUUUUUUUUAUUAAGGAUGAUGAUUCCUAAAAUGAGCCUUUCAGUUUUUCUCUAUUUCUAGCGUUUUCUAUUUGAAUCGUCUAGUCACUGUUCGUCUAUAUACCCUUUGUAUAUAUUAAUCUUUUUUACUUCGAUCUAUCACGCGGUAUUUUCCCUUUAUGUUUUCCUUCAUCUUUUCAGUUCUAUAGACUUAUUAAUAACCCCAUUUAUUUGUUUUCAAUAAAUUCUACAGCAAUAGGAUUUUUAAACGAUCUUCUUAAAUUUCCAUUAUGUCUUAUCUCAUAUUUUCUAGUAUUGUCUUAUUAUUAUUAUAAGUAUCAUAUAAUAUUCUAAGUACUAUUAAUAUGUAUAUGUUUAUUUUACAGUCAAUUGUUUGAUCUAUCCUUGGGUGGAUUUUAUUAUAUCCAAAUCACUAUAUGCAAUAAUAUGUGCCCACUUUGUUACAAAUUGUAUAUAAUCUACAAGCCAUUCUUUGAUCAACCAAACUACAUGAAUGGUAACUAUAAAGAUUAAAUUCUAAAAUAAUGAUAACAAUCAAAAUAUAUUUAUUUUAAUAUUCAGAAGUUUAAAAUUCUGACAUUAAAUACUCAAGUUUUUGGACUGCUGUGCCAUUUAUUUUCUUAUCCAUCAUUCUUCAUCUUGCUGAACUUUUUGCAGAUUGGCUUAGAAAGAAGAAAAAACUUGAUACUACUUUAGCACGUACUUAUAUUUUACUAAAUAUAGAUAUACAGGUAUAUACUUAUAUUUAAAAUUGUAAUAUUAAACUUUAUAGAUUAGAAAGCUCUUCUAUCGCAGUGCUUUCAUAAGUCAAUCGUUAUUCAUAUAAUCAACAGCAUAUGCCGAAACUCGACAAAAAUCUGUAGUUUAUUUAUCAAUCAUGCUAGGGCUUGGAACAUUUGCUUGGGCUGGGUUUACGUAAUUCACAACUAACUAAGAAACUUUAAAAUUACACACCUAUUCUCAUGUUUUGUAUUUUACAGUGUUAACCAUUUGGAUAUAAGUACUCAAUAUUCCAGCAUAUUAAUGGCGAUCACCAACACAGUUGCUACUAUAUCAGGUGUCUUAAACCCUGUUGUAACUAGUUAUAUCCGAAAAAAUAAAGAUAAGGAAGAGUGGACCAUGAUAUUCUCCGUUACUAGUGGUGUUUUUUUGUUUGGAGCAUUAUUUUACGGCUUAUUUUCUUCAGGUGAACGACAACCUUGGACUUCAUUUGAAACAGUAGAAAGUAGUACAAUCAUUAUAAGACGUUCAAUCAAUGAUACACUGACAACAUGAUAGAUCGAAACACAUAGAGAACAACAUUGAAUUGCAUUUUUUUCAUUUUUCUGUGUCAUAAUUAUUAUAUACAAGUA
This is a messenger RNA of Sipha flava (yellow sugarcane aphid), 3009 nucleotides long. RefSeq lists its product as uncharacterized. Gene Ontology annotation, biological process: monoatomic anion transport. The transcript has 2 exons. Gene Ontology annotation, molecular function: transmembrane transporter activity. Lineage: Eukaryota; Metazoa; Arthropoda; Insecta; Hemiptera; Aphididae. Bases 2681 to 2932 code for a protein of 83 amino acids. The record is from RefSeq and is a predicted model, not a curated record.